This is a messenger RNA of Colletotrichum navitas, 1610 nucleotides long. RefSeq names its product ZIP zinc transporter. The coding region runs from base 270 to 1439 and encodes 389 amino acids. Gene Ontology annotation, biological process: zinc ion transport; transmembrane transport. Lineage: Eukaryota; Fungi; Ascomycota; Sordariomycetes; Glomerellales; Glomerellaceae. Gene Ontology annotation, molecular function: metal ion transmembrane transporter activity. The record is from RefSeq and is a predicted model, not a curated record. Gene Ontology annotation, cellular component: membrane. The transcript is spliced from 4 exons.
CAGCUCAGCUCCCCAACCUUUGAUGGAAUUCUCCCUGUGCACCCAAGCUGAAAGUCAAGAAAGAGUUCAGCAUUUUCCCUUCCUCUGCGUUCGCUGGCCAUCUCGAUUGCCGUUCGCCGACUACUUAUUAUCAGACAUGCUGGCGUGAUCCCACAACUCUCAAUAAAUCCUCUCUCCCCCCGAUUUUACGUCUUGCCUGCACGGUCGUCGGCACUUUACCCGGAAAAUGGGAGGGCUUAUGUUGCUGCUCUUGAUGAGCGUAGGCGGUAAUGGCCUUGGCGUCUUUCUUCGCCGGCUCAUUACCCCUCGCCAUAACCCUCACGCAGUCGCAACUCCGUUUGCUAUCCAGUGUGGGCGUUGGCAUCUUGGUCGGCACGUCGAUGAUCGUCAUCAUCCCCGAAGGCAUUGAAGCUGUCACGACAACCGGCGGGCACUCGCAUAGCAAGAGGAACGUGUUGGCUCCGGCAGGCAAGCAAGGGACGCUUGGUGUGAGGUGGGUGGCAGGCGACGAUGUCCCCCAACUAGCAGCCGCCGCGAGGUCUAUGGGAUUGGCGGAGGAGCUCCAUAACCUCGGCCGCGAUAUCGAGCACACUGCAAAGCUGCCCAGCAGAGAGGAGCACGACACCCAUGGUCAUGAUCAACAGCAGCAGCCUCCGUCGGGCCCUGAGCCCCACCACAACGAAGAGGGACACAAAGAGGUGCCGACAUUCUACAUCGGUCUCUCCAUGGUCCUCGGCUUCGUCCUCAUGUUCCUGAUCGACAGGCUGCCGCGGCACGCGACGGAUCGAAUGCAGUCUGAGCCGCAGAUGCGCCACGUUAGCCUGGACAAUCUGGGGGGGUCAUCCACUAUCGGCGACGAGGAGACGGAAGGCUUCCUCGGCCCCCUGACACCUCCACCGAAGCAGUCACGGAGCCUUGCGACAACCAUUGGUUUGGUUAUCCACGCAGCGGCGGACGGCAUCGCCAUGGGAGCAUCAACUUCAACAUCCAACACAAAACUGGGCCUCAUCAUCUUUGUUGCCAUCAUGGUGCACAAGGCACCGGCAGCGUUCGGUCUAACGUCGGUUCUCCUCAAGCAAGGCCUAUCCAAGCGGACGGCACGAGGGCACCUGAUCGUCUUCAGCCUUGCUGCCCCUUUUGGGGCUCUGAGUACAUGGGCGGUCAUCAGAAUCUUGGGUGGCGGCAACUUCGAAGGAGACUCUGGCCAGUGGUGGACCGGCAUGCUUCUGCUCUUCUCCGCGGGAACGUUUCUUUUUGUUGCGAUGCACGCGAUGCAGGAAGACGGCAGCUCUGCGAAGCAUGAACACAGCGGCACCAACGGCUAUGCGGAUGGAGGCGGCGUCCAAAAAGCACAGCAGCGGCCGCAGAUGCGCGAUACCUUUGCGACAGUCGCCGGCAUGCUCUUGCCCCUUCUCACGCAGUUUGGGCACCAUCAUUGAACGAUUCUCGGGCCAAAGUGCGGUUGAAAGAUCAAACCCGGAGGCUCCGACGAAAGUGUUUGGGUCCCUUGUACAAGUAUAUGGAGACUAGGACGAAGCCAGGCUCUCCUGGCAUAUGACGAUGAUGAUUGUAUAGACUUCCACCAUUUAGGUUCUCUCACUGGAUUCCAA